AUGAGUGAAAUCGAAGAAGUACAAGAACAACUGAAAGCCAAUAUGGAUGCCAUGAAGGAACAAAUGACAAAGAUGAUGGAAGCAAUGAUGAGCAUGAGAAAGAUGAUGGAGGAUAACACUACUACAGUUGUUGCUGCAAGUAUUGCCACUGAGAUGGACCCAAUUCACCCGACCGGUUUCAAUCAAGUGAAUCGUCCAGUCUUAGAUCUAGUAGUUCAAGGGGGCGAGGCAACGAAAAAUGCAUGCGGGCCUCAUCAUGUUCAGAACGCUCCUGGAAUAUCUCAAUGUUGCCUGUUAUCACAACCCUUGCAUUUUGUAAGGGGAGAGGGGCCUUCCAUAGUACUUGAGAAGGAAAUGAUUGAGCAUAUGGAUGAGAGGCUACGAGCUAUUGAAGGAGGAGGAAAUUAUGCCUUUGCUGACAUAGCAGAGUUGUGUUUGGUACCUGACGUGGUUAUUCCUCCAAAGUUCAAGGUGCCAGAUUUUAAUAAGUACAAGGGAAUCACUUGCCCAAAGAAUCACCUGAAAAUGUAUUGUAGGAAGAUGAGGACGUAUGCAAAAGAUGAAAAGUUGUUGAUGCAUUUCUUCCAAAAAAGUCUUGCUGGGGCAGCUAUUACCUGGUAUACUAACCUAGAACCUUCCCGGGUCCAUUCCUGGAAGGACCUAAUGGUUUCUUUUAUUAGGUAG
Glycine soja is the source of this 684-nucleotide messenger RNA. RefSeq lists its product as uncharacterized. The coding region runs from base 1 to 684 and encodes 227 amino acids. The transcript has 2 exons. The record is from RefSeq and is a predicted model, not a curated record. Lineage: Eukaryota; Viridiplantae; Streptophyta; Magnoliopsida; Fabales; Fabaceae.